This is a messenger RNA of Kickxella alabastrina, 1235 nucleotides long. RefSeq names its product homoserine dehydrogenase (L-homoserine:NADP oxidoreductase), dimeric enzyme. Gene Ontology annotation, biological process: aspartate family amino acid biosynthetic process; L-homoserine biosynthetic process. NCBI's taxonomy places the organism in Eukaryota, Fungi, Kickxellomycota, Kickxellomycetes, Kickxellales, Kickxellaceae. The transcript has a single exon. Gene Ontology annotation, molecular function: aspartate kinase activity; homoserine dehydrogenase activity; NADP binding. The record is from RefSeq and is a predicted model, not a curated record. Bases 94 to 1182 code for a protein of 362 amino acids.
CUUUCAUUACCAUUUUUUUUGAAUUUUUUUUCUCAACUCACCACACCCAGUUUAAUAAAUAAAAAACUUUGAAAAAACGCAAUAUUUCUUACCAUGCUCAACGUUGCCAUUGUCGGACCCGGCCUUGUCGGUGGAGCUCUCAUCGAGCAACUCAUUGCGCACUCCACCUCGCACCGUUUCGCCGCCCUGCCCAUCGCCAUCGUCGGCCUGCUCAACUCCAAAAAGAUGGCUAUUUCUCGGAGCCCAUUCUCCGCAGCUGAUCUCAGCAACUGGAAGACCCAGGUUCUUGGGAGCUCCGCAGUUGUCUCCGACCUCCACUCCUUCACCGAGCAGCUCUCCUCGCUGGAAGGACCCACGGCGGUGAUCGACUGCACGUCAAGCGAUGCCAUCGCCGAACAGUACCCACAGUGGCUGGCCAAGGGCCUCCACGUAGUGACGCCCAACAAGAAGGCAUUCUCGAACGACAUUUCUCUGUUCCGCAAGAUCCAGAAACUGUCGUCGUCGCCACAGGGCCCGUCGGUUUACCAUGAGGCCACGGUGGGCGCCGGGCUCCCUGUAUUGUCCACGCUAAACGAUCUGGUGCGCACGGGCGACGAGAUCGUUAAGAUUGAGGGUAUUUUUUCAGGCACGCUCUCGUACCUGUUCAAUAACUUCUCGGCACCUGGUGCUACCGCGUUUUUCUCUGAUUGCGUGGCGGUUGCAAAGGCCAGUGGGUACACGGAGCCGGAUCCCCGUGAUGAUCUUAAUGGGAUGGAUGUCGCGCGUAAAGUUACUAUUCUUGGGCGCGUCGCUGGGCUGGAUAUUGGCACGGACACUUUGCCUGUGGAGAACAUUGUUCCAGAGGCUUUGCGCUCUGUGGAGACUGCUGAUGAGUUUAUGCAGAGGUUGCCAGAGUUUGAUGCGCAUUUCAAGGAGCUCAAUGAGCAGGCUUUGGCUGCCGGGUCGGUCCUGCGGUAUGUAGGUAUGGUGGAUGUGAAGGGCGGCAAGAGCGGCGUUAGGCUGGAGAGGUAUCCCCUGGAGCACCCGUUUGCAGCGCUGAAGGGGAGUGAUAAUAUUAUUGCUUUCACUACUAAGCGCUUCCCUAACCCGCUUAUUGUGCAGGGCGCUGGUGCUGGUGCUGCGGUCACUGCUUUUGGUAUUUUUGCUGACCUUAUCAAGAUAUCCGAGCGCUUCAACAAAUAAAGCGAGUGUAGUGAUUUUUUUAGUGCUUUCAAAAAUAAAAGUUUUAUUUAUUG